Cladocopium goreaui is the source of this 1191-nucleotide messenger RNA. Lineage: Eukaryota; Dinophyceae; Suessiales; Symbiodiniaceae. The record is from the annotation of a GenBank genome assembly.
AUGCAAGUCGCCGUAAAGUUCAACGACCACAAGCCUCACAUUCAGCAGCACAACACGGAGUUUCACGAAGACCACAAGCACUACUCAAAGCCAAACUUCCUCAAGUUCUCUGGCUUUGUAGGUAUUUUAAGGUUCGAUCACCAAGACGUGGACCAGAAGCAGCACAAUGACUACCAGCAGCACCACGACCAGCCAGACAAGCGUCACAAAGACAAUCAGUACAUCCACUUCGGGUACCACCACGGUAGCAGCAUCACUGCAACAUCCAGCAGCACAAGCAUUACAAUGACGACCACAUCACUGACGGAGACUAGCAGCAGCAGCUCAAUGACCAGCACCUCUAGUAGCGUCACCAGCACCGUCACCUGCGGAUGCUGCAGCAGCUGUUUGGGCUGGGCCAUGAUGAUAGGUUGCGGUUCCUUUGAUUUGUGUCAGCGUCAACUCGAGGAGUGCCAGGCAGCAUCAUUGACAUGUCAAGGCAAUCUUCAAGGAUACCAGAUUGGACUCGAGCAAUGCAGGAACCGUGAAGCCUUUCUGGAUGCGACGGUUGCUUCUCUCACAUCCCAACUGAGCUCACAGAACUGUACCGGUUUCGUUGCAGAGGACGAUUCUGAAACGGCCCUGUGGCUGCUUGUGAUCCUAGUCGUUUUGUUGAUUUUGGCUCUGGUCCUUCUGUUGAUACUUUGCUGGCGACUUCGCAGUAAACAUCAAGCAACAAAGGAGCAGCUUGCACACUGCCAGGAUGAACUAUUCACGCGACCUCAAACAUCAAAGCAGGAAAAGCAGGAGCCAGGCUUGCAGCGACAGAUGCGGAAACUCCAACGUGAACUCGAUGAUGCAAACCAAAAGCUCGCUGCAAAGGCUGCGAUGGAGUUCAAGCUGCAAGAAAUGCAGGAACGACUUGGCAAGGAGGAGGAAAAUGUUCGACGAGGUCAAGAGCUAUGGAAGUUGAACAAAUCCAUGUACAGCAUUCUUCGUCAGGUCGUCCAGGAUUCGCGAGACUUCGCACAGGGUGUCCGCGACGCUGGCGAGAAGGCUCCGGCUGUCAAGCAGAGGAUCGAACAAUUCGAGGCCAAGUUGGCCAUCAGCUCGGGCCGUAGAGAUGCAGCUGAGGCAGAACUGGCAAUGCUCAAAAAUGAGGGCGCUGGUCGUGGACAACCUUCCGAGGUGGAUACGACCUGUGUGACUUGA